Molecule: messenger RNA, 2026 nt
Organism: Neopsephotus bourkii (Bourke's parrot)
Lineage: Eukaryota; Metazoa; Chordata; Aves; Psittaciformes; Psittacidae
Gene: NT5C3A
Product: 5'-nucleotidase, cytosolic IIIA
Exons: 10
Coding region: 514-1518 (334 amino acids)
Cellular component (GO): cytoplasm
Molecular function (GO): magnesium ion binding; 5'-nucleotidase activity
Source: RefSeq, a predicted model, not a curated record
UUUCUAGCCAGCCAUUGUUAAAAUCUCUGGACAGAUUCCUACUUAAUACAUUGGGGGAGGAAAAGAAACGUGGAUCUUUGUAGUAUUACAGCUUACCUGGAGAGAAAUAAGCAAGCGAGUGAGAAGUGAGGUAACUGAUACUUACGUACUUCCCUAGGAAAUCAAAUAACAUAUGUGACUGCCAUAGGGUUUGUGGGGGGAUUUGUUAUUAUUUUCUUUUACUUUCCAGUCUCUGGUGAGGUUGGCAUCUUGUUUCAUAGGUCAUCGGGGGUUUGUGCCACAUACAAAGGAUACAGACCUUUACAACUGGCAGCAAUCACAUACCUCCCCACUUCAUUCUUGUCUUGUUGCUAGAAGCCAGUUGUUAGGGUAACCGUGACGUUACUCUGGCAUGAGACCUUCACAACAUUCUCCACUUGAAGUAAAAGAGUAUGUAAUAAGUAGCAAACGUACUCAAGAAUUUAAAUGGCUAGUAUGUGAAGCUCCUUCAUACAUGCUUUUUCCUUUGCAAAGAUGAAGAACUCAAGCCUGAGCAAACUGGAAUCAAUGAAAGCCUGCAUGCAAGCCCUGCGUCUCUGGACUCUGCUUGCCACCUAUGCUGUUGCAGUAGGACAAAAUCAAGGACAGAAGAAUCAGGAGUGCCCUAAGCUCAACGCACAGAUGCCAGAGUUUCAGAAGAAGACUGUCCAUAUUAAGGACCCAGGGAGAGUAGAGGAGAUUAUCUGUGGCCUCAUCAAAGGUGGAGCUGCCAAACUUCAGAUUAUUACAGAUUUUGAUAUGACAUUAAGUAGAUUUUCCUACAAUGGAAAAAGAUGUCCAACUUGCCAUAACAUCAUUGAUAACUCUAAGCUCAUCACAGAAGAUUGUCGGAAAAAGUUAUUGCAGCUGAAAGAAACCUAUUAUGCCAUUGAAAUUGAUCCAGCUCUCACUAUUGAAGAAAAAUAUCCGUAUAUGGUAGAAUGGUACAAUAAAUCUCAUGCACUUCUCAUUGAACAAGGCUUACAAAAGGAUAAGUUUGCAGAAGUUGUGAAGGAAUCUGAUGUUAUGCUGAAAGAAGGAUAUGAGAACUUCUUUGAUAAGCUCAGUGAACAUAAUAUUCCUGUGUUCAUAUUUUCUGCUGGGAUUGGGGACAUUCUUGAGGAAGUUAUCCACCAAGCUGGGGUCUACCAUCCUAAUGUCAAAGUGGUUUCCAAUUUCAUGGAUUUUGAUGAAAAUGGGGUAUUAAAAGGAUUUAAAGGAGAAUUGAUUCAUGUUUACAACAAACAUGAUGGUGCCUUGAAGAAUACAGAGUACUUCAAACAACUAAAAGACAACAGCAACAUCAUACUGCUGGGUGAUUCUCAAGGGGACUUGAGUAUGGCAGAUGGAGUAGCAAACGUUGAACACAUCCUUAAGAUCGGCUAUCUCAACGAUAAAGUAGAUGAGCUUUUGGAAAAAUAUAUGGACUCUUACGAUAUUGUCUUGGUGAAAGAUGAAUCCCUGGAAGUUGCCAACUCCAUCCUACAGAAAAUCCUGUAAACUGCAGUCUCAAGUCACUCCAUUCCUUCCAGGAGGCAACUGGACAGAAGAGCAGCACAUUGGUGCUGUCUUAGAUCACUCAUUUACAGAACUAUUUAAUUUAAAACUUUUAUCUUUAUUUUGGUAUUUUGAAAUACAUAUGGCAUCCAUCGUCAACUAGAAGCUCCUUUUACUGCUCUUGUGGUGUUCUUUGUUGUCUCACACUCCUGUUAUAACUAGAUUUAAAUUGGAUUUAUAGAUGUGAUAAAGCGUUCCUGAUGGGAUAAUAUGGUUCAAUGUCUUUUAAUCAGGCAUUUCAGAGGAGCAUUUUAGAAACUGUGGCUAUUUUGUACCAUUGAAAAUGUGAACGUUCUGUGACUGAGCAGCGUGCACAUUUGUGUUUUCUUCUUUCAAAGAAGAGAUUUCGGUCUCAGCUGCACUUUGAAAGAUCUUACUCAUAUGCUGCAGACUUUCACACAAGUCUUUUCUACAUAUAUUUUUCAUCAGUAAAAAUGCUUUAUUCACCCAA